Molecule: messenger RNA, 1423 nt
Organism: Saccostrea cuccullata (small rock oyster)
Lineage: Eukaryota; Metazoa; Mollusca; Bivalvia; Ostreida; Ostreidae
Product: monocarboxylate transporter 12-like
Exons: 5
Coding region: 58-1311 (417 amino acids)
Biological process (GO): transmembrane transport
Cellular component (GO): membrane
Molecular function (GO): monocarboxylic acid transmembrane transporter activity
Source: RefSeq, a predicted model, not a curated record
GAGUUUGUCACGUAUAUUCAUGAUCAUGCAUACUGAUUGUGCCUUUCAUGUUAGAAAAUGGAUACCGGAUAUUCUUGGGUUGUACUGACAGCAUGCUGUUGUAUAAAUAUGUUGGCGUUCGGCCUGCUGAAGUCCUAUGGGAUGUUGUUAGUGGAACUGUUGAAGGUCUAUGAUGGUGGUGCAGGGACCACCGCCAUGGUGGGGUCAGUGACGUCACUGGUGAUGAGCUUCAUCGGACUGUUUGGAUGUACCUUGGGCGAAAUGACAACGUUCCGAAAAGUGCUCCUCCUUGGUGGGAUAUUUCAGGCUUCUGGGUUAUUCCUCAGCGUCUUCGUCGAUAGAUUACACGUCAUGUUUUUGACCUACACAGUAAUAACAGGGAUAGGAUAUGGACUUUUGAUUUCACCAUGCGCCACAGUCCUGAACUUCUAUUUCGAGAAGCGCCGUGCCUUAGCAAGUGGUCUUCUAAACUCUGCGAGUGGUGUGGGAAUGUUUAUAUUUCAAUACCUUUAUGGAAGUCUUUUCGAUGAAUAUGGACUGAAAGGUUGCUUACUAAUCAUAAGCGGGAUUGUCUUAAAUAACUGUGUCGCUGGAUCGUUGAUAAGGCAGCCCCAGCAGCUGAAGGAGCCCAAUGUCUCCCUCAUCAAGACACCUGAUCUCAAUCCUAUAAACGCUUGUGUGAUAUUUUUCAGAAAAGUCUUCAAAUCUCGUUUUAAAUUGUUCCGAAAUCUCCCGUUUGCUCUUGAAUGUGCAUCACUGGCCUUAGCACAGAUCGGUUAUGCUUCUCAUUUCUUUUUGUAUCCAGCAUUUGUAAAAGGUAGAGGUUUUGACGACACUUCCGUUGUCAUCGCCAUGGUCAUACUGAGUUCAUUAGAAGUUGUAUGCAAAAUAAUUUUAGGUGCACUAGCAGACCAUAUAUCGCCGACGGUCCUACACAGUAUCGUCAUGCUUGUCGGCGGAGUAGCAGCAGUUGUUGUAACUUUCACCGAAAAGCUUUGGCUUCUUUAUGCGUACGCCGCCAUUACUGGCGCACUUCCGGGAACUUUUUUUGUUUUCAUGCCUCCCAUUCUUGUCAGAAGCUGUGGUCUGAAGAAUCUGGGAGCAUCAUUAAGUACGGUCAUAGUCACAGGGGCGCUCUUAUUGGCGAUAAGUGUACCUGGUCUUGGAUUAAUGGCAGACAUAACCGGAAACUGGAAUCUCUCUUUCCGAGUCAUUGGUGCGAUACUUUUUACUUCCGGUUUACUGAUGGUGGUUGAUGAAGUAAAAAGAAGCAAUGAAGUAAAUGAUAAAAUGCAAAGAGAUCUAAUAUAAAAUCAGAUAGAGUACUAAUGACUUUAAUAAUAUAUUAGAUGCUGUCAUAAAACAUGAAAUGGUGAUUUUAGCAAUGUAUAUAUAUACAUGAAGUGUAUAUUGCCUAAAACAA